AUGACUCAGUGGUGGUGUAUUAAAUUGUGUUCGACGGCUUUAAAUUCACCAUCGGAUAAUACGGAAAAAGCAUAUUUCGAAGGUGUAAAACUGGAUACUGGAGACAUUCCAGCUUUGUCUUCCGGCUCUAGAGCCAUAGUAGAAAUUGCCGAAGAAUUAUCGAAAGCAAUUUCCGAGUCUUCCUACUUGCCUUCUCUUCCGUGUUCAAAUGUGGCCUUAAUUAUAAGAAAUUGGAUCAAUCAGAAUUCUGGCGUAAGUGAAUGA
Pediculus humanus corporis (human body louse) is the source of this 264-nucleotide messenger RNA. RefSeq lists its product as uncharacterized. The transcript is spliced from 2 exons. The record is from RefSeq and is a predicted model, not a curated record. Bases 1 to 264 code for a protein of 87 amino acids. Lineage: Eukaryota; Metazoa; Arthropoda; Insecta; Psocodea; Pediculidae.